Pangasianodon hypophthalmus (striped catfish) is the source of this 1044-nucleotide messenger RNA. RefSeq names its product MAPK regulated corepressor interacting protein 2 (gene mcrip2). The record is from RefSeq and is a predicted model, not a curated record. Bases 315 to 749 code for a protein of 144 amino acids. The transcript is spliced from 5 exons. Lineage: Eukaryota; Metazoa; Chordata; Actinopteri; Siluriformes; Pangasiidae.
UUGCAGCGUGAGGGAAGUUGAGCUGAAAUCAGACGGGACCUCUAACACCGGCGAUCAAGGACACCGGGCUGAGCGCGCGCGCUGCUCCCUGCUCUCACCUUCAGCCGCGUGACCUGCACACUGACUUGCUCAGUUCAGUUCAGCUCGUGGAUCCUGAACCUCAGUCACAACCGGCUGAUCCUCAGACCUUCACCAGCUCGCGCGCAACCUGGGAACUGAAUUAACAUCUCGUGUGGGAAACGCUGCAGUGUGAGUGUGUGUGUGUGAGUGUGUGAGAGUGUGUGGUGGUGCUCCAAAGGAUCUCGAGCUCGCGCAUGAUGUACACAAUUACCAGAGGCCCGAGCAAACUCGUUACACAACGGAGAACAGGUCCCACACAGCAGCAGAUCGACAGCAAAGCCACCGACCUGAAGCACAAACGGAGCCACUGGCUCGAGUCCAACUCGCCCGCCCCUAAAAUUGUAUUUCAGCGCCUCAACACAAAGCGCUUUCUCAGAUCCACCUCGCCAAAGGAGGAAGACACGGCUGAAGGUUUCACGCCAGCACACGAGGAGAACGUGCGAUUCGUCUACGAAGCAUGGCAGGAAGUGGAGCAGAAACUCGGUGAAGGAGCUCAGCCGGAGAACGGGGAAGGCCCAGUGCAGUACGCCGAGAGGAAUCCCAAUCCCAGCAUGAAGAACUUUGUGCCUAUCGAUCUUGAGGAGUGGUGGGCGCAGCGCUUCCUGGCCACCAUCGCUAACCCGUCGUGACAGGUGUAGAACGGGGGAGCAGCGGGGGAUCGUGGGAGCUGGACUGGGUUAUGAAGGAUGGUGGGGGUGGGGAUGGGGUGAGGGUCCAGGCUGACACACUAGGUCCAAGAGGCCAGACUGCACUACAAACACACACAUACACAAUAGACAGAGAGAGAUGUGAGAUUUUCAUUCUGCUGCUAUAACUUUGAGAGACAGCAGUGUGCUGAAAUGUGACAUCUUUUUUUUUUUCUGGCUGGUCUUUGCAUAAAAAAAAAAAAAUGAUGAAAAAAAAACAGUAAAUCGUAUUUCAGUA